GUAAAUUAUUCUUGUGGACUGUGGUUGUAUGUGGUUUUCCGGUGUUUUUUUUUGUUCUACUUUCGUUAUCACAGAGUGCGGCUGAUAACAGUACAAAGUACAACAACGAAAUUGUUUCGAAAAAGACCAAACGAAAACAAGACUGACACAACGACAGAAUAUAGCUGUUGCACUAUAGUAUCACCGAACUCUAGACAAUAACUUUAAUUAUUAAUUAUUAUUAUUAGUUAUUACACAUCGAGCAAAUCGGGAAACUCCGUAUAUUUUUUAGCAUCGUCAUUAUGUUCCCGAACGGCUUUUGUCUUUUUUAAAUUUCAUUAAUACCAAAUACAGACGACAGAUUCGCAUAUUUAGCCGAGGAGACACGAUGAUCACUAAGUUAAUUUUGGCAUAUUUGGCUAUGAACACUAUUGACACAAGCAAUGCGGAAGAGUUCAAAUGCAAGAAGUUUGCCGACGGAUCGGUCUAUCCAUCCAGCACCAUCGAAUCUACCAAUCACAAAUUGCAGUACACCAAAGCAUUGAUAUCAAAACCAGCUCCUGAUUGGAAGAGCACAGCUGUCAUUAAUGGUUCAUUGCAAGAGCUGAAGCUAAAAGAUUUUCGUGGGAAGUAUUUAGUGUUCUUCUUUUACCCAUUGGACUUCACAUUUGUUUGCCCAACAGAAAUAUUAGCUUUCAAUGACCGUAUUGAGGAGUUUCGGAGGAUCGAUGCCAAUGUUGUUGCGGCAUCAGUAGACUCACAUUUUACACAUUUGGCUUGGGUAAACACACCACGAAAGGAUGGUGGUUUGGGUAACUUGUCAAUCCCCCUGUUGUCUGACAUGACUCAUAAAAUAUCCAAAGAUUAUGGUGUUUAUUUGAGCGAUGUUGGUCAUUCCCUAAGGGGACUUUUUAUUAUAGACAAUAGAGGUAUACUCCGACAAAUCACAAUGAAUGACUUGCCAGUCGGUCGAAGUGUAGAUGAAACUCUAAGACUAGUACAAGCAUUUCAAUAUACAGAUAUGCACGGAGAAGUAUGUCCUGCUAAUUGGAAACCUGGUGAACAAACGAUAAUUCCUGACCCUAUUAAGAAGAAAGAAUAUUUUGAUAGACUGAUCGAAUUAUAACCUACCUGUGUGGAGAUCUCUUAAUUGCCAAAACAUAAUUAUUUAUAACUUAUAAAGCAUCACAAAGACACAAACAUAUAAACAUUAAAUAAUAUUUUUUUUAUUUCAACAUAA
Metopolophium dirhodum (rose-grain aphid) is the source of this 1219-nucleotide messenger RNA. Its product is annotated as peroxiredoxin-2-like. Gene Ontology annotation, cellular component: cytosol; endoplasmic reticulum. Bases 368 to 1105 code for a protein of 245 amino acids. Gene Ontology annotation, biological process: cellular response to stress; hydrogen peroxide catabolic process; cell redox homeostasis. The record is from RefSeq and is a predicted model, not a curated record. Gene Ontology annotation, molecular function: thioredoxin peroxidase activity. NCBI's taxonomy places the organism in Eukaryota, Metazoa, Arthropoda, Insecta, Hemiptera, Aphididae. The transcript has 5 exons.